AUAUUAUUUAUUUGUUUUGUUACUUCUCUCUCUGUCUUUUGGUUCAACGGGCGAGGAUUUUUCGAAACAAGUUGUGUUUUUUUUUUCCAAUUUCCUUGUUUGUUUCACGAAAGGGUUUUCUUUCGAUGAGCUUUAGUUUGAUUCUUGUAACUUAAAGAGGAUUUUGGGUUUUGGAGAUGAUGUGUAGAACGACAUGGCAGAGUUGAAAGUAGAGGAGUGUUGCCUUGAGAAUAAACAAUUAACAGCCGCUUCAAGCUCUUCUGUAUCUGAAGGUAGUGGCAGUGCUAUUCUCAAGUCCCCUGGAGUAUCAAGCCCUGCAACUAAAUCACCAACUCACAGGAGGACCACUGGCCCGAUUAGGCGAGCUAAAGGAGGUUGGACACCAGAGGAGGAUGAGACAUUAAGAAAUGCUGUGGCAACUUUUAAAGGGAAGAGUUGGAAGAAAAUUGCUGAGUUUUUUCCUGAUAGAUCAGAAGUGCAAUGUCUGCAUCGGUGGCAGAAAGUUCUCAAUCCAGACCUUGUCAAAGGACCUUGGACUCAAGAGGAGGAUGAUAAAAUAAUUGAACUUGUGUCAAGAUAUGGGCCCACAAAAUGGUCUGUCAUUGCGAAGUCUUUACCUGGUCGCAUAGGGAAACAAUGCCGAGAGAGGUGGCACAAUCAUUUGAAUCCUGAUAUAAAGAAGGAUGCCUGGACGCUAGAGGAGGAAUUAGCUCUAAUGAAUGCCCACCGGAGAUAUGGGAACAAAUGGGCUGAAAUUGCAAAGGUUUUACCUGGAAGGACUGAUAAUUCCAUAAAGAAUCACUGGAAUAGUUCCUUGAAGAAGAAAUUGGAUUUCUAUUUGGCUACUGGGAAACUUCCUCCUGUUGCGAAGAAUGGUCCCCAAAAUGGCUCCAAAGAUACAAAUCAAUCGACUGCUGCUACUAAACAUUUUUUUAUUUAUUCAACUAGAGACUCUGAUUCAACUGCCCAAACUUCAUCAGGAACUACAGACUUAGGCAAGCUGGAUGAAGACGGCAAGGAUCAACUAGAGUCCUCAACUCCAGUUCUAGAUAUGGCAGCUUCAUCCUGUGUUCGUCCAAAUGAUUCUCUAGAUUCUGAAGACGUUGAAUGUAAGCUAGAGUCACCUAAUAUAGAUCUUAGCUGCUCAGAGUCAAUGCCAAAGAUUGAAAAUUGUGCAAUCAAUUCUGAACAUGUUGAUGACAGAGUGAUUGGAUCACAACAGCAAAUUGGAACUCCAACCUACGGCUCUAUAUACUAUGUGCCGCCUCAGUUAAAAAGUAGUGUUCCAUUAGAUUCAGAUCCUUUAAACACAUGUUCUCUGCAGCAUGAAUGCAACUCUACCCCCAUUACUUCACCUAUUAGUUACUUCACUCCACCUUGUGUGAAGGGCAGUGGUUUAAGUGCAAGAAGUCCUGAAUCUAUAUUGAAGAUUGCUGCUAAGACCUUCCCCUAUACUCCUUCUAUUUUAAGAAAGAGAAAGUCAGAAGGUCGAGUGUUGUCUGGUACUAAAAUAACUGGAAAAGUAGAUGGGGAGACAACAGAUACUAGUAGCCCUGUUGAGCCUACUGGAAAAGAUUUCAAUGCAUCUCCUCCGUAUCGGUUAAGAUCCAAACGUACUGCUGUUUUCAAGUCUGUGGAGAGGCAACUUGAAUUCACUUUCAACAAGGAGAAGCAAGAUGAUAAUACCAAAUCUCGGGAAUUGUCUGUGAAUGCAAGUUGUCCUGUUAUUGAAGAUUUGCACAUAACAAAACUCAGGGUGACCUAGGACUUAAAACUGGACAAACGAAGAUACUCUGGGAAUUUGUGAAAUGAGAACCGAAUUUUACUCUGCAAAUGUUCAAUAGUGGCGAAGAUUACAAAAUUUUUCUCAUGCUCAAGAAUGUUAACACUUUUCACUUACAGACUGCUUGAUCGUAUUGCAGAGAUCCAUUCAAGGGUUUUUUUCUUCUACAGCUCUACUCUUAUUAGGAUCUUAUUUCUGUAGAAUAAGAAAAUUGUGGGAUUGAAUAAUCGGAGAAUACUGACGGUAACAGUGUACAGAGUCACUUCUCAAGACAAGAAUAUGCUCAUAAAUUUAUCAGCCAAUAUGCCCAGAUACAUGAUGUAGCAUUAUUUAGGUGACUUCAUUUCAAGAAAUUGAGGUUUUGCUGUUUUCUAUGGACAGCUUCUACUUUUCAAGAGUUGAAUAUGCAACAAAUGAUAUGAUUCUUUGGC
Molecule: messenger RNA, 2214 nt
Organism: Mangifera indica (mango)
Lineage: Eukaryota; Viridiplantae; Streptophyta; Magnoliopsida; Sapindales; Anacardiaceae
Product: transcription factor MYB3R-5
Exons: 9
Coding region: 194-1765 (523 amino acids)
Biological process (GO): regulation of DNA-templated transcription
Cellular component (GO): nucleus
Molecular function (GO): RNA polymerase II cis-regulatory region sequence-specific DNA binding; DNA-binding transcription factor activity, RNA polymerase II-specific
Source: RefSeq, a predicted model, not a curated record